Messenger RNA from Drosophila albomicans, 3823 nucleotides. RefSeq names its product CD109 antigen-like. The transcript is spliced from 9 exons. Gene Ontology annotation, cellular component: extracellular region. Lineage: Eukaryota; Metazoa; Arthropoda; Insecta; Diptera; Drosophilidae. Gene Ontology annotation, molecular function: endopeptidase inhibitor activity. Bases 7 to 3714 code for a protein of 1235 amino acids. The record is from RefSeq and is a predicted model, not a curated record.
CUCGCCAUGUAUGGAUUAAGACCCCAUUGGGGCUCCUACUAUUGCUCGCUUAUUGUAUAUGCGUUGUUGCUGCUAUCGCUGUGUUCGGAUGUGGUAAUUGCCGAGAACAAUGAGACUGCUUAUUAUAUGGUAUCAGCAGCGGAGGUGAUAUUCUCGAAACGUUCCUAUGGCGUCGUUGUGGGCAUCUUUGAGAGCAGUGUCAGCUGCAGUUGUGAGGUGAUUCUGCAGGGUCCCCGAUUUUACAUGAGCAUGCAAAUGCAAAUUACUCCAAUGCAUCCGAUGAGCUCGUAUCGUUUUAAGCUCCCAGAACUGGAGAGCGGUGAUUACAGCUUGACUGUGAAUGGAUUGCGUGGGAUGAACUUUACAACCACCAAAAAAUUGACUUGGCAAAUCUUCAAGAACUUUGUGAAAAUUCAAACACCGAAAACAAAAUAUUGGGCUGGAGAAUUGCUGCAGUUUCGUGUAAUCUUUCACAAUGAACUGAUGAAGAUUGCGACACCCGAAUACAAGGCGACAAUAUGGAUAGAAGAUGCAAAAGGCUACCGUGUCUGUCUCUACCAUGAGUUUCCGACCAUUAAAGGCGUAUUUGAAUCAGAGCUGCACAUCGGCAGAUAUCCAAACAUCGGAGCGUGGCAUAUCUGUGUAAAGAAUGGAGUCCAUACGAGCGAACAGUGUGCACAAAUACAAGUCGAGCAGUUUGAUCCUACAUUUUCAGAAACAAACUCGACGCUCUUUAAGGCGAAUAGGCUACGCAGCUUGAGGCCAAUUAAAAGAAGAUCGCGGUCACGUCGAUCUGUGUCACUUGGAAAUAGUUUCCCAGCUGAAGUUUACAAAGCAAAAAUUCGUUCUCAUAAAGCAAAAAGAAUACCAAAAAACGAGAAUUUAAUUGAGCUUAACUUUGGCGCUCCAACGCAGACCACUGAGACAAUGAAGUUUCAACUUGAUCAGAAACUCAACUAUACUAUAGCUGUAGUAAUGUUUAAUGGCAUGGUUUUGGCAGCCGGCACAUCUUAUCCCGAUAAAAACAACACAUUCACCAUCGAUCUGAGGGUAACUACGUUAAUGUGGCCGUUUGUUCAUGUAACUCUCUAUGGCAUGGAAUCGGGCUCAACAGCUUUAUAUGUGGCAACACAAACGAUUAAACUAAAACGAGGCAAACACGAUCAUGUUAAUAUCAUGGCACCCACAGUAGUUAAGCCCGGCGAAGUGAUCUCACUUCGUGUUAAUGCAGUUGGCAAAUCAUAUAUGGGUCUCUCAGCAAUAGAUAGUCGAAUAUUUGGCGUGACGAAUGAUAACGAUUUCAAUGAACAUUAUUUUGAUAUCAUUAUGGGUGCACUUCUAACCUUUCCUCACCAAGUACAACUCUCUGAGAAUCCAAAAGCCUCGAAUCUAGGUUUAUUUGUAUUGACGAAUGCAAAAAAUAUUUUUGAAGUCAAGCCAAAGAAUGUUAAUGAGACAUCGUCCUUUAUACCAAAGUCAGCUUUUACUAAACCGGCAAAUCCAGCGGCAUCAAGGAAAAAGAAAGGUAUGAGAAUGAGAUCUGCAGCGUUCCAUCACAUUGAUAGCAACAUUCCAAAAACAAAAACAACAGCAAGGAAACUUUACCCCAGUAUAACUUUGCGUCGAUCUCCAAUUGAUGCUUACUGCUGCAGUCUUCCGCCAUCGAACAACGACUUCAACGAUGUGAUGCUGUUCGAAAGUGUAGAAGACACGCAACCUGGCUGGAGAAACUUUACAGUACAUGUUCCUGCUAAAAUCACAGAAUGGAAACUGAAUGCAUUUUUAAUGCAACCCUACACUGGACUCACACUUUUCCAAUCCAAACAGCCCUUCAUCAGCAUUCAAGCCACAAAGGAUCUAUAUUUGCAAUACAAUGUGCCGCGCCAUAUUAAAGUCGGCGAACUUCUAGUUCUGCCUGUGCAUUGCUUCAAUCAGCGGCCUAGAAAGAUGAAUGUGGUAAUUAAAGUCAAGCAAAAUCCAGAGAUCUUUCAACAACUAGACAUUAAACGGAGAACUUUUCCUGCCUCAGACUACGUAGAGCAAAAUCUGCAGUUGGCCCGUAAAAGUUCCAACACUCUUAAUCUUUACAUACGUGCUCUUAAAGCUGGCACUCUGCGACUUUCUAUAACGGCAGUGAGUGAUGCCCUAAGCGAUACUGUAGUACAUCCAAUCGAAAUUAUACAACCGGGUCAAUUAGUAACUCACCACGAGGAUAUCUACAAAAAGAUGGGGUACCGUACAAUGCGCACACAGUUUGAAAUCAAGUUGCCACACAAACCUUCAGCGAACGAUGUCAAAUGUUAUUUGAGUGCCGACUUGAUUGCAGCCAACAUCCAAGGUCUCGAGCGCAUUGAUCGCACAGACAACGGUGAGCAAGUGAUCAGCAAAGUGAUGGGUGUCUAUUUGCUCUGGGACUUUGUCCAGGGUCACAAUUGGAUGAAGAAGAAAUGGCUACGGCAUCUAGAAGAUGAGCUCAAUGAUGGAUUUCAGUCGAUGCAGCGAAUGCGUGCUCGUGAUGCUGGAUUUAGUUUCGCGGAGAAACCAGAAGGCAAUUGUACAUCAGUCUGGUUGACAGGCUAUGCCCUGCAGAUGUUGCAAUUGCUGCAGAAAACGCCGGUUACUUUUGAUCCACGUGUGAUAAUACAGUGUGAGAAAUAUCUACUCAAUCAUCGAGUGAAUCGCAAAGAGUUUGUGGAAAAUUGCAAUACGCCAGAGCGACGCAAACUGAGUAAUUUGGAGCUUUCUCUCGAUGUGCUUAAAGGUCUACAGUUGUCCAACCGCAUGAUUCGCAUACAGGAGUCGCAUAGAUGGGUUAGCAAGCAGCUGGCAAAGCAUGCCAACUAUCAACUGGAGGCGAAGCGUGGCUUCAAUCUGCAGACAUGGCAGAAGCCCAAUGAAACAACAAACGGCAACUGGUCGGAAAUACGUUGUAAUAUCGAAAUAGCAGCAAACAUUCUCAUUUCACAGGUGACUCGCAAAAAAGAUGUAACAACCGAAAUAUACACAUGGUUAAUCUCUCAACUCUAUGGUGAAAACUGUCGAGUGGCAUGCUUUGAAUGCAGUGUGGCCAGGAAAGCGAUCUAUAUUUACACCAGAUCGCUAACAAGUGAACCGGAAGUAAAUCUGGCCGUAACUGUUAUUGGAGAUAAUGGUCAGAGGAAGAAUAUUCGGUUCGAUUCAUCGAAUAAAUAUCAAACCCAAAUGGUCAAUAUACAGCCUAAAUCUCAAGAACUCAAUUUCAUAGCCUAUGGUCUGGGUGAAUUGCUGGUACAAUGUUCCUAUCAAUAUGAUCCAAACCAGCAGGCGGAUCCCGAUGCAAAUGUGACCACCUCUUAUAAAAUUGUAGUUGAACAAAAGAAACUGAAGAAGAUUUCGCAAUCGUAUAUAAAUAUAUGCUUGGAGCGUGACAACAAAAAUAGGGAUUUUUACAUAGGUAGUGAAAUAAUUUUACGGCUGCAAUCGGGAUAUGUGCUCAGCAGAAAUAGUGUGGAUCAACUGGUUGCCAACAAACUUGUGUUGCAAGCUGAUUCGAAGGAAGGCAAUACCAAAUUGAUUGUACGUCUGGGUCAAAUACAGUUUAACAAAUUAACUUGCUUGUCUGUGCUUGUUGUACUUCAGCACUUGGUGGAAAAUUUGCAGCCUGGCACGAUAUCAAUAUCUGAUACAAAUUCACAGCUCAAGCCUCAAGUGCGCAAUUUUAAUGUAACUUUUUAGCAAAUUUACAUCUCUUCCAUCUCUGUCUCUCUCUCUCUCUCUCUCUGUAUACCUCUGUCUGUAUAAUUGCCAAUUUCCGUAAUAAACGUGUGUGAAUUUUAUAUUAAUU